Molecule: messenger RNA, 433 nt
Organism: Rhagoletis pomonella (apple maggot)
Lineage: Eukaryota; Metazoa; Arthropoda; Insecta; Diptera; Tephritidae
Source: RefSeq, a predicted model, not a curated record
ACGCGGCGCAUCGAAAUGCGGAUGCGUAUUUUUAAUGACAACGUGUCGACGGCAGAGGAACUCCGGCAGCCACCCACGAAGCUCCACAUUUGCGACGGGGCAGAAAUUGAAUGCGCGCCUUGUGACCGCAGCGACGCGCUAAGCUUGACGGCCAGUGACGGCCUGGUGGAGGCUGAAGGCAGCAACGAGUAUGCAGGGAUAGUGGAGGAAAUAGAGCGCUGGCUGCAGGGCGCAACAACCACUACGCCGGGUGCAUGGGAGAACCAAUCCGGAGUUGACCCUUUGCCAGCGGCCUUAGUCGACGAUAUUGAGGCGCAUUUGCAGCAGCCACAGCAGCGGCGAGGACGGCGGUCUUUUCGGCGCGACAUCGAUGGCAACAGCUACAGGGUAAGAAUUUCGCGCACAGGCACGGUGACAGUAAGUCUCAUUGCGG